AUGGCAACGGUCUCGGGAGCUUGCGUGAUAAAUAAAGUGUCUGGUCUCCUCCAGAUCAGAGAAGAUACCACUCCCUCCAAACUAAUAUGGAAGGCAAUCGACCAGGACAAACUGUUGGAUGUGCCGCUCAACAACCUCUCGCGCCUCCAGGCUUCGCCUGAAACGUCGCCCAAGAUGCUUCUCCGUUUGUUCUACCUGGUUGAAGGAACUUCGGAGAUCCAGGAUGUGAAGCUCUCAUUCAAUAACCGCCAAACCAUGACCGUGGUCAAGGAGGCGCUUCAGACUAUCGUCACAAGACAGAAGACCGUCAUCAAGGAUGCUGCGACUCCAGCGUUUGGCUCGGCAACUCCACAGCCAGGUACACCGGCGCCAGAAGCAAGCUCUGGACAGCCCGUACCGUCUCGAGACGCAUUGGACUUUUCAACGCCAGAAUCGUUGAGCUCUGCUGAGCUUCUCAAAAAUAAAGCCCUCCAAGAAAAACUUCUCCGUGAGGACCGUAUGCUUCGAAGCAUCUUCAUGGAGUCUGUGAUCAAGUUCAAGCUCAAUCCGGGCGUCUUUUGGUCCAGUAGAAUUAACCAGCUACGUACAUAUGCAUUGACUAUAUCUCAACAUAGAGGCCCGUACAAUGUUCUCUCUACGAUCAAGCCAGUGGCAACGUCCGAGAAUCAAGUCAAUGUCAACGUGACCAGAGACACGAUCAAUGAGAUUUUCGAGACUUAUCCGGUGAUCCGCCGCGCGCACAAUGAACUCGUGCCUAAGAAAUUGAGCGAGGGUGAAUUUUGGUCUCGGUUCUUCAACUCGAAGCUAUUCAGAAGACUUCGUGGUGAUAAAGUGAACAAUUCGAACACCAGGGGCGAUGUCAUUAUAGACAAAUAUUUGGAUGAUGAUCCAGGCUCAGUUGAAGCCGAAAAUCUGAACGGCUCAACUCAUCAAUUUGAAGACGACAAGCGAGUUAACAAGACAAUCGAUCUUCUCGGCAAUGAGGUUGACAAUUCCCAAAAGCUUGGAGCUGCUCCAGACUUCACCAUGAAGUUUUCUAACCAAAAUGACAAAAAAGAUAAUCAGUUAGGCAGAGGCGAGGGAGGAUCUGACAGAAAAGAGAAUGAAAUGAUCAUUCUCAUGCGGAACAUGAACAAGCUUUCGAGUAAGAUGGUAAGUUACACAUCUGGUGAAACACCUCAGUCGCUGCACUCAAAGGAAACUCUUGACGAGAUUGAAAGAGAGCUUGUCAUCUCAGAUUUGAAUGAAGCCGAGGAUGUUGGCUACGUCGAACUCAAUAUGGAUUUCGAAAGUGCUCGGUAUUCGCUUCAAUCCGACCAACCCGUUGUACCAAGCUCGGACUCAUUGACAAAAGAGAAGACGAAAUCAUUUCUAGAAAGCAACAUUUUCAUACUGUCUCAUGGCGGCAUCGAUUUGAGUGAUACUUACAACAAAAACACCGAGGAAAUACAUCGUGCAAGCCAGGAUAUCUCUGCCUUGGUCAAACAUAAUUUCAGGGUCUACAAGCUGCUCCAUAACCUUAGGGAUUCUCUGUCUUCGGGUCCUCCUCUCAUCCCCGAAGAUCAGAUCCAAGAGCUCAUCACAUUCAACAUGACACUAGUUGAAUUUCUUCUGCACUUUUGGAAUUUACUUUUCAAUCUGGGAAACCCGGGUGUUAUCAAAAAGCUCUUUGCGACCCUUCGAACUUGCCAAACAUCAUUAACAGCCUUGCAUGAUAAGAUCAAGGAGACCAUUAUGAGUUGCGAGCCAAUUUCAGGAAACGAGAAAAUGCGAGAGAAGUUAUGUAAGGAUCUUGAUAAUUGCUUACUGCCUCUCACCUCGGGUCUCUCACAAGCAAUAAAAGAAUAUGUUACGGCAGCUCGUGCCGCACAAGAGUCCGAAGUCAAUGAAAACGGUAAACGGCCACUACCUGCUUAA
Messenger RNA from Australozyma saopauloensis, 1917 nucleotides. Its product is annotated as TFIIH/NER complex subunit. The transcript has a single exon. The record is from RefSeq and is a predicted model, not a curated record. Gene Ontology annotation, cellular component: transcription factor TFIIH core complex; transcription factor TFIIH holo complex. The coding region runs from base 1 to 1917 and encodes 638 amino acids. NCBI's taxonomy places the organism in Eukaryota, Fungi, Ascomycota, Pichiomycetes, Serinales, Metschnikowiaceae. Gene Ontology annotation, biological process: transcription by RNA polymerase I; transcription by RNA polymerase II; nucleotide-excision repair.